This is a messenger RNA of Ostrinia furnacalis (Asian corn borer), 10813 nucleotides long. RefSeq lists its product as uncharacterized. NCBI's taxonomy places the organism in Eukaryota, Metazoa, Arthropoda, Insecta, Lepidoptera, Crambidae. Bases 50 to 10813 code for a protein of 3587 amino acids. The record is from RefSeq and is a predicted model, not a curated record. The transcript has 25 exons.
GUUUAUUUUGUGGUAUCAUGCUUGGUUUGGAGUACUUAAUACAUAGCAAAUGUUAUUUUUCAAUUUUUUAUGUUUAUUUUAUCUGAUGGUGCUAAUUAAUAGCCACACUAUAUCUAAAAACAUAGCAUACUACGAUACGGUUGAUGACAUAGUCGACAGCGUCCACGAUUUGGAAUACAGAAGAGAAUACAAGCCGAAACAUGAUAGAUUCCACCGUUACUACAGAAAAGAAGAAAGAGAAGAUGCACCCAAAGCACAGAAGAAAGAAGAACCAAAACAGAGCACAGCGGGUAAGCUGGUGUCUGACUCGAUCGAGGUAACCAAACUGGCAAAAAUAGGGAAGCCGUUACCAAAAACAACGAAACGAUUAGGAUUCUGGCAUAAGUUCAGAUUCAAAGGGAAUGAUAAGAAGAAUAAAGCAUACAAAACGGAAUACGAUGUGUACAAAAGGAAAGCCAUGCCUCGGUCCAGUUAUCGCCAAAAACAAUAUUUCCAAUCACGUCAUAGAGACAGAGAUUCUAAAUCGGAAGAUACUACAGAUGGUAUUCAAAGGAGAAUAACUCAUAGUAUUCAUAGAGACAGACAGACUAACGUAGAAAAACGGAAGAGAAGUAUAGCAAAUACCACCACAACUGACAAGAGCAUUAGUACAAGGGCAUCAUCAAUUUUUAGCCCAAUCAGCGCUAAAACUACAUCACUAUUAAAAUUGGCCAAAAUCAAAACAUACGAACCGUUCCACAGUAAAGACAAUCUUACUAAAUCUUUGACGGCGUUAACGACAAAAAUUAAUGAUCUGAAAAAAGAAUACGGAUUGAAAUUAAAAAAUACCGAUACUUAUCCAACUCACGUUACACAAAGUAUGUUAAAAAACAUCUCUACUGUGUCUUCGACUGUUUUAACUACUACUCAAAGCACUACUGAAGAUGUAGACUUCCUCGGAACAGCUCAGAUUGAAGCUUUACUGAAUGACAUUAAAGUCAAAGCUGUACAAAUGGUGGCAGAACAAAGCCCCGCUAUAACAGACAUUAUUACAAACACCGUUACUGAAACUACAUUUGGGGCAGACCCCAUACUGACACACAUCAGUACACCUGGCUAUGCUCUCAGUACGUAUAUUUCUAUUGACAGUGACGGCGUUUUCAGUAAACGAACUGCUUCUCCUAGUACAGCAGGACCAAAAGCAAAUGAUACUGUAGUGAUAUCGAAUACAGAACCUACACAUAUAAUUGGUACUAGAUCUAUCAAUGAAGACGUCUAUACCAUAGCUCAAACUAUUGAAGAUAUGCUGCAAAGGGAAUUGAAGAAAGUCAUCAAAAAAGUUAAAGGGAAAGUGUCGCCUCAACUGAACGAAGAAAUAGACCAUGCCAAAACUACAAUCAAGAAGGAAACGGAUAAGGCACUUAAAAAGAUGACACAAAGUAAUAGUAAACAAGCGCCUACAGCUGUAACCUCGCCAAUGUCAACACCUAAAGCGAAAACUAAAGCUAGGCAUAGCACCAAAAAGAAAGGAAAUCCAGGAAAGCAAGUGCGGCGCACGCCAAAUCGUAGCAAAACUGAGAAAAAGAAAACUAGUUCAGCAUCGACGUCAUCCACAUUCGAUGAUUACGUCAUGCUAACGUUAUUUGAGCAAAUCCUAUCUAAAACCCACCAAGAUAACGUCAUGAAGAUGCUGACUACUCCACCAACCAUCGCCUCGCAAGUCCGGGACUAUUUUAAGCUACACAAAAGAACGCCUCAGCCUUUAGCUCGAGUUAGUCUGAAGGAAAACAUACACAAAUUGUAUGACGAUGUAAUACUGCCUGAUGAUUUGCAAGAUUAUGGUUCGAAAACAACGAAUCCAUAUAACGAUAAUAUCCCCACUGAAUCUUCAAGCGACGAUACAAGCUACGAAGGCUUGAGCAACAAAAUAUCUUACAACGACUACGUAAACGGGUACAAGCACUAUUUGAAGUUCCAAAAAGAGCAGGCCAACCAGAAUUUUUCUAACCUCGUCCGGUACCAAGCGCAUAGACAUCAUAACGUAGACGAUAUUGGAAAGUUUAUACUGAACAAAAUACCACAGCUACCCACUGGGUCUCGGAAAAAGAGAUUCUCAGACGAUGACGUCAUGGAAGAUCAGGAUAUUUCCACCAAAAGCGACGAUUCCUGGUUCAAGAAGCAUUUUUACUUGUUCAUUGAUAAUGGCCCACCAAGAAAGUUUCACACUUCUCAAACUGUGGAGUUAAAAUCACCAAUUACCGAUCUUGGCUCAUCUGGUACUGAAAGCCCGAUUACUCCACGUCCUAAGAAUAAAGGUGUCACUGAAAACGCGGAAAGUUCUGGAGAAAGCAAUAAGUCUAAUAAAGAUGAGUCGGGCGAAGUGAACCUGGAACAGCUGUCAAAGGCUUUGGAUGAUCGGAAAUCUAAAGAAUUCACGAGUAUCAUGCCUGGACAAGGUGACAAAAUGAAUGAUGAAGAAAUGGAGGGGCAGAAUAAAGGGAAAAAUCAAGAUUACGAUAUAUUCAGAGGUUUCGGUGCCAUAGGUCUCGUAGAUAGAUUUUUCAAAGGCAAAGGAAGACGAACUUCUAAACAUAACGCAAAAUUUAAUAGAGAUAACACUGAACAGCUAUAUGAUGUAGAUAGAGAGAAGAGGAAUCCAAAAACAAACAUUGAGAAUACCCAUAAUUUGUAUGCUUCAUCAAUAAACACCCGCCGAUCUACAUUGCCAAAUGUAAUAGAGACUAGAAACAAAAAUUACGGUUACGUUGAUGUCAAUUUAAUUCCAAGACCAACUGCAAUAGUCAAAUUACGAGAUAAUAAUCAGAAAAAAAGCAAACUAAAGAAGUUUUUUAACAAAUUUCGAUUUCGCAAACGAAACAAGCAUAACGAAAAAAAGAAACCUACGAGAGCCAAAAGAGAAUAUUAUAGCUACAGAGUGCAAAGAUUCAACCCUUUGAAGAAACUGAAGGAUUUGUUCAAAGUGAAACAGAUAGAUAGACCAAGUCAAAGCCCCGAUAACGAAAUGCCAGAUUAUGAAAUGAUGACAUCACAUAUUGAUACAUUCAAACCAAUCAAGUACGAUAAAGUCAUGAGCCUUGAAGAAAUAAAGGGACAAAUACCAAAUAUCACCGAAGAAAUGUCGCAGAUUCAUCAAAAUGGGCCCGCAAAAGCAGCUGCAAAGCCAUCAGUAGAACAAUCGAUUGAAGCCCCUAUUGCAAGCCACAUUGCAUCUCCUGAAAAUAUGUACGACUUCUCUUCUUUAUCUAAUGUUUCAACCCCAAGUCUCUCAGAUUUUUCUGGUUCACUUAAAACUUCGACAAGAAAAUCUCCCAAGCUAAAACCCCACAUGAAUAAACCGAACACGUUCAAACAUUAUCAAGAGCCUUACUCUGGUUUAGAUAUGUCGGAAAUAACUUAUGAUCCAGCCACAAAUAAAUUGGAAACUCAUUACGGAGCGACGACACCAUCACUGGAUGAUAUUAGAAGCGAAAUUGACAGUUUACAAAUGAAACUAUCUGUACCCGAAGAAAAGCAUGAAGAAUCAACUUCGUCCCACAGUUUGCCAACUUUGCCAACUUUGCCUACUACUAGAUUCUCUAAUAACUUUUCAGCCAAGAAAAUUUUCGUACCUGCUCAUAUACAAACAGUUUCAAUACAACCCAAAGUCAAAGCAAAAGCUGAUCCGAAAGACAUAAAAAUACAGACAAAACUGACUAGAAUAGCAAAGUUUCCGCUAACGCACUUUUCCCACGAUCACAAUAAUAAAAUGAACCCUGUUAUUGAUAUACCACAAAUUUGGGAACAAGCCAAAGAAGAUAGAACUUCUAAUGAGAAGACAUUUACUGACGUUAGUCAACAGAAACGAAUAAAAAAGUCUGCGAACGCUUACGUUACCGUACACGCUAGAUUACCCACGCAGAAUUUCAACGAUUUCGGCAAACCAGACAAUUAUAAACCUUACCCUGAUUAUUUCAAUGAUUUAUUAAUGUGGCAUGGAGAUUUGCUAAACGCAGACAAACUUACUAGUCCACAAUGGGAAAAUAUACUUGAAAGUCUCAAGCAAGAUUCCGAGGUUACCACUUUGAGUAUGAUGGAUAUGCAGAGAGAGCUGAUGCAAAUGAAGGACUACUUGAAAAUUGAUGAGUCUAUGAAAAGAGUCACACCCAAGUUAAAGAAAGCAAAACUAGCAAUGAAAGUCAAGAAGGACAAAACUCGUAAUACUAACAAUAAUAAAAAGACGCAGAAUAUAAUCAAAACUGUAGCUCUAAAAGAUAAUACAGUAGCUAAAGGCAAGGAUAUAAUCAUUCAAGGACAAGCUAAAUAUCUCCAUGUCAUAAAACAACCAGAGUCCGAUUCUGAAAAGUAUAUCAAAGCUUCUGAUUUACUAAAGGAUUUGAACAAAAUAUACUUCAAGUCGCCUGCAAUCAAAUAUAAUAUAGAAGACAAAAUUCACGAUACGAAGAGAAACGGAGAAUUCUGGAUAGAAAAUAUUAAGCCUAAAAAUAAAAAUACUAGAGAUCAAGAUGGUUCUUCAGUUCUGUUUUUGGACACAACUCUACUAGCUUACGAUGAUGGAGCUGACUUCCUCACAGAACGUCCGAAACAUAAGAAAAUGUCUAAAAAUUCGUUGGUUUCUGCUAAGCCACAGCACACACAAGCUGCGUCAAAACCGGUGGCUAAAACGAACCCAUCACCGCUCCAAUACUUCAGCACACCUCUGCCAAUGAGAAUGAACGAUUUCGAGAAGUUCCUCAAAGAAAACCAACUAGAUGUCCAAUCAGUCACCACCCCUCUCGUUGGGAUGCCACAGUUUGUCGUUAAUAAAUCGCCCAAAAAAGUAACGGAGUGGAAGAAAAGCCAUACGAAAAGUAAUAAACCAGUCUUGAAAGAUAAAGCAAAGCUAGAGAAGCCAGCUCAUCUGACAACAAUAUACCCUAUCGGUGUCCUGUACAAUAAUAAAGUAGCCAGUGAGAGUAAAUCGUAUGAUGAAUUUACAAUAAAAAAUAUUUAUGCUGAGAAAUCUAAAAACACUGACGAUAAACAGAAGCGAAAGAGAUUCAGUGAAUUGCGUAACGAACGGUUCUUUACAUUCGAACCGUUCCGCAAGAUGUCCAAAGUUGAAAAAGUGAAGAAGAAAAUCAAAUUUUUCGACAAGAAAGCUACACCUUCCACCACUCAAUAUCCAGAUGUGCAUUACACGGUUAUUGCUCCUCAUAAUGAUGAUGACAUGCAGAGCGAUGUUGAAUUAACAAUCAUUAACAUGAACGAUAUCGAUCGAGGUUACAACAACAACAAGCAGUGUAAAUGUAAGCCGGAUGAGAAAAGAAGAACUGAGAUCCCAACACACGCAACUACAAAGCAUUUUACUGAUAAAAAGCAUUCCAAAACAAAAACAACUAAAGCUUCUAAUGAUGCAGCCAACCACGCCUUUGUGCAGAAAAUACACAACAAUUUACUUUACAAUCAAAAGCACAAAGACAAGAAUGAAAAGAUACCAAAAACGUCAGUUCUUGAUACUACUCCGAAUUUUGAAAACAAUGUCAUCACAGAUGAUAUUUCCACAACAACCUUCCAUCCUAUGAUUGACCAUGAGUUAUUCAAGAACUUGAAUGCUAAAAAUCCUCCAAAAAGAGUGAGGAUAAGCAGCCAUAGCUACAAAUAUGAUAUCAUUUACAACAACGAACCGAAACGAAUGGACAAACAUUUUAAUCAAGCUUCUCUGAUAGAAUUGUUGAAUAAGUUCGGAAUUUUAAAAGCGUUUGAGGAUAAAAUUGACGUUUCGGAUGGAGUGGAUAAAGCUGUUAAUGCGAGUAAAGUUUUUAGCAUCUCCGACCACACUGACGUUGAGAAGGAGCUGAAUUGGCGGAUGAAAUCACGAAGGAGGCGUCAAGAUAUAAAAGGGAAACUAAGAACGCUUCUGAGUAAAAAGUCCAAGACAACAUCUACUCCUCUAAAAGCUAAAUCACCGAGCAAAGAAGAAAAACAUACAACUGCAGGCAGAUUUGAAGAACACAAACCGAAAAGACAGAAAAAGGACGAUGACAUAAAGGGAGAUGGCAUGAGCACGGUUGAAGAUGGCUUCAGCGUUGACUACACCUUUGACAUCGACAGGGUUGUCGAAAGGGCUACAGCCAAUAGUGCGACGACAAGAAAAUUGACGGCGAUGACUAAAGAUAACACAGUGAAAGCACAUGACGAUAUGCUGUUCAGUGAUGCUGACAUACCGUACCUACCGCCGAUGACAAGUGAAGAUAUACCCCCAUUGAAAGAUAAUUACACAUCUGUAAGUUCUGGAAAACUAAACAAAGAAACAACGCCGAUAACUACAGCAAAAACCACAACAGCGAAAAGCCAUCCUCUAAGUUCUUUGCCUAUUCCCGCUAAAGCAAAAGAGAAAGCACAUUCAAAACACAACGAAGAAAUAUACUUUGAACCUUCGAUUUAUGACAAUAAGAUAUACUACGAGCCAGGCACUAGCACCACAAAAUCUAGUUUAUUGAUUAAAGAGACACUGAAAGCCAAAGGGACUCCAAAAUUACAAACGAAACCCACAGAAACGAAACUUGAGAAACGCGAUAUUCAACCAGCAGGAAAGUUUACAGCAAAAGAUGUCGCUGCACUUGAAGUCAUUGUAGAUUUAGUCAAAAACACAGUCAAUUACGAAGAACGUGAUGCUCUGCAAGAAUUUACAGAGAACUAUUACCACAAUCAUCCUUCUGCAGCAACAACAACUACCCCAGUUCCAAAGUCUACGCAAGGCUCAAACUCCAUUCAAGUUCAUAUUGCCAUACCCUAUAAUCUUCAAGUAGACAAGAAGAGAUCUCUAGACUCUUUCAAAGUGAGACGAGUCUUCGCAGCGAAGAUGUUUUCUCCAGUAGACUUGGAGUACCAAGUCCAGGCUUUCGAAGAAACUAGGCCAACUACAGCAGCAACGGAACCUGAAGAUUUGAUGACGCCAAAGAUGUACUUGCUUAUAGAUGCAAACGGGUCGAUAGCUAAAGGAAAUUUUUCGCUAAAACCUUUGCCAGGCAAUAUAGAUUUAUCUAAAGUGAGAAUCAGACAAGUGGCUACAACUAAAGCAUUUGCGACGCAGAAAGCAGAAACUACGAGUGGCAAAGCCAUUGGCAGAGUCACUCUCAGCAAAGACUUCGUAGCUGCUGUGAAUAAACAUUUAGUGCAACUUUACGAGAAUUUGACUGCAAUAAACGAGUCUAUAUCAAGACACAAUGUCAAAAUUAGGGAGACCAAUAUGUUCAGUGGUCCAUCUAAAACUUCAGGAGUCAAAACAAACUAUAGACGUCACAUAAACUGGGACACAGUCAAGAAAUAUUUCGGACAUGACAGAGUUUGUAAUUGCAAGUGCAAAGCUAAUAGGACAAUGUGUAGAGCGUGCGCUGCUAGCGAUGCAGUUAUUUCAGAGUUGAUUUUCGAAUUUGAAAAUUUGGCGAAGUAUAUGAACGAUCAUUGUACUGAAAUACAGACAUUCUUCUGGAUGAAUCCCAGUGGAGGCAAAAAACUGAGAGAUACAGUUCACAAAGUAGACCAAACUUUGCAUGAUUACUUCAAAAGGGUCCGGGGCAAGUGCCAAGGGCGCACCUGCAAAACCUUUUCGACUUGUAUAGACAAGCGUAGUUUUGUCAAAAAGAAGAAAAUGCCCAAAAAAUAUAUUGGCGACCCUUUGAUCGCAGAUUUGCAAUGCGUAGCUAACGAUAUUGAAAUUGCUUCAAAAUUAGGCAUUUGUUACAAUAACAAUUUCAUAGAAAGGGGCGAAACAUUGAUCAAUACUAUUGGAAAUUGUAUCAGAGACGUUUCAAAGCGAGAAGAACCAAAUCCAACUAAGCAGAUAAAAAAUGUAUAUUCCCUGGACAACAUAAACGUGAAUAUCAUUUGCAAACCGGAAUCAAGAGUAGCCAUUGCUUCAUCCACUGCAUUUACUCCAAAUACUGAGGCUUCAUUAGUUACAGCAGGCCUCAAUUUUAUGGAAAGCCCGUAUCUCUACGAUUAUGACACCGAUUCUGUUAAAUACACAAAGAGGAAAAGCUUCCGAAACUUUUUUGGUAAUAAAAAAAUCGGGAAGAAAAUGAAUCAUAUUUUUACAUACUACGUCACUAAAGAUACUACACCACCUAUGAGGUUUAAGAAAAGACAAAUAACUGGACAAAUCGAGUCUCCAUUAGUUUCUGAUUCAGGUGGAACGUUUUGGCAAGAUUACAUGAAAGGCAACUCUUUGCCUCAGAAGUUUACGAGUGAAAUGGUUGAAGAAACUGUAAAUGAUGAUCAUACCUUAUAUCCCAAAGACCAUGGUGAAUUAGAAGCAAAAAAAUCAAUGUCCGUAGCAAAGUGGCUUAGCAUACUGAGAACAACUGCUAAUCUUUAUCCAAAGAAACAUGUUUUCCAACGCGAUGUGAAUACCACAGACUAUGCAUCGGUUGACACUUUGUCUCACAACAUCAAUGAGCUCUUUAAAAUAUUCCACAACAUGACAGACCUUAAAGAAAUAGAAGACAUGUCUACACGAACUAUGGAAUUAUUAGAAAAACAUACAACGCCCAAACCGAAGAAAAACAAGACAAAAACGACGACGAAGAUUUACAAUAUUAUAAAAUCAAAGCUGAAUUUCAAGCAUAAACCUAAUGCUCCAAAGACUGUGAUAAAUGUUCCUAAAACUCCCAAAAUGUCUUCGACAGUAGGAAGCAGUGAAGAUAAUGUCGUUAUUCCAGUACCAGAUAAUACUCAGUCAUUACAGACCACGACUACAGAACUUCCCAGCACUACAACUGAAACUACAAUAAGGACUACAAGAACUACUACUGCAAAAAGUACUACAACAACUACAGAACCAGCAACGUUAAAAUCUUCAAAGGCUAAAGAAGAAUCAACUCAAACAAGUCACAAAGAACAGGAGUCAACUCAAUCUGUAUCCCCUAAAGAAGAAUCCACAACUUUUACUGAAUCUAGAGAGGACGCAAAUUUUAAAGAAACUAAUGAUGUCACCGAAAAAUCUACAGCAAGUUUCUUACAUAAACUUAAAGUGGCUACUCUAGACUUCUUCCACAAAAAAGCUAACGAGUUCCGAAAGACAACCGCUAUCACGGACAGCACUGAAGAAAUAAGGAAAUCAAGAUCUUCAGUCACGGAGAGUAGUAAACUUAAAACAACUAAGAAUAAAAUCGAAAAACCCAAAGCACAUAAAGUGGAGGCCAGUAAAAAUUUAGAUUCGCAAUCAACAACAGACAAUAAUCCAACAAUACUCAUAAUAAAUGAAUAUGACACCGAAAUGGAGCCCAAUUUUGGGAUGAAUUCACCUGAAGGCUAUAAUUUAGAUUUUGAAAGAAUGUCUUCAAGUACAGAUAACUUUAUGCAUGACAAUUCACGCAGUUUAUUACUGACUAUACUAAAUUAUGAAGCGAAGAAACUGAAUAGUGAACUGAGAAGAAUAAAGAAGGAUAAUGAUGAAAUGAAAAGCAAUGAUUCAAGGAACAGCAAAAGGGGAAUAUUCAGACUCUUUAUUAGCACUGAAAGCACCAUCAAGACAUCAAGAAACUCGGAAAGCGACUAUGACAUCAUAAGAACCCUCAAGGAUUUAGAGCUGCCGACUCCUAAAGGGCUGGAGGAGAGUAAGGGUUCUGGUCUGCUACAGAAGAUUGCCAACAAGUUUGGAGUGAGGGUAGUUCCAAACACACUUAGUGAAAAGCCAAAAGUCGCGUUCACGAAGCUACCACCGCCGCAGAGCACCACGCCUCCACCACGAAAGCAGUCCACAACGACAAAACAGAAGGAAAAGCAGCCACAGAUGAAGGGAAACACAAGCAAACCUAAAGGCGAGAAUACCCCGAAUACCUCAAAGGUGAAAACGGUGAAAGUGAAUCCAAAGGAUUCUUUACCAGAACCUAAAGUGACGGUAUGCGUUAACAGCAAUCAAGAGGCGUCUAGAUCCCACGCCGGUCAAGUCUGCGACAUCGAUUCCACCUUCAAACGAGUCCAGGAAAUGCUCAAGUCUCUUCCCAGAAAAGAAGUAGAACAGUACAUCGCCAAUAAGACCUGCGACAAAUUCAAGAAGCUUCCCAACUACUUCCUCAUAGAGAUAGCUCACAGGAAACGCAGGAAGAAAAUGAAAAAAUACGAAGAAAUAACUUCUACGGAACACAUUUUGAAAUGGGAUUGGAUACGAAAUAAAAGAUCAAUAAAUUAUGAUGAAAUUGAAAAAGAUAACGAAUUAAGAUGGCUGACUGACAGAAAGGAUAUGCUGACGUACGACAACGUCAUCGUGGAUGGACCAAAAUUGAUGAUAAAAGAAGUGGAAGCGAGGAAUUUGGGAGAAUAUACGUGUAAGAAGGAUCUAAGAGCAGUUCAGUUGCUUGGUCCAAUGAUGGGCAAAGAGAUAUGCUCUAAAGACCAGCUCUGCGGUGUACAGAUUGAGGAGCCAGUCUGCUUGCAAGACAGAGAGUCCAGCACAGCAUACGUACGCAUGACGGCCAAGAUGAGCGUCCUCCCGGGCCAAGGCGUGGAGUGCAGCGCCCGCUGCCGCCGCGACCUGCACGACUCGUUGGCGCUGAUGGCCGCUGCCGACGCCCCGGCCUUGGCGGCUGUUAAAGUUAUGAUAAUGUAUGACGACAUGAACAAAACAUUGGUGCCUUCGUCUUCUUCGGAUAGCAGAAGAACAAUCAUCACUCAUACGCUUCGAAGAAAAGAUUCGGACCCCCACCAUGACUAUUACAGCCCAAGUUUUUAUUCCGAGAGCAUCAACGUCUUCGCGUCCUGUCCUGCUGGGUACUACCUGAUUCCUGACCAGAAGUUGUGUGGUGAGACCUUGUCCAUUCGCUACGACCCUUGA